Cuscuta campestris is the source of this 1725-nucleotide messenger RNA. Lineage: Eukaryota; Viridiplantae; Streptophyta; Magnoliopsida; Solanales; Convolvulaceae. The record is from the annotation of a GenBank genome assembly.
GACUGUCCGGCGGCAUUACGCCCCCACUGUCCGGCGGUAUCACGAAGGUAGGGGUUCAUAUUUCCGAAAGAAUCUACCCGAUGGGGAUCGACGGUGGAACUACUCCCCAAGAAGGGUUACCUACUUCUCCUCGUACCACGGCAGCGAAUCUAAACCAUGGUCAAACAGAUGGGCAGCGACUAGCCCAAGGAGAUUCAGGAACUGCGAAAAGUGGGAUUCAAAUCGAAAGGAAGCCUCAAACCUGCGUUACCACGGACCAAAUCUUGAUGGGUAAGGAUUCGUAUGGUCAAGGAUGUAUUGGAAACGAGCAGAAUUGGUUGUGGUUAAAAUGGUUUCGUAAAAUUGCUGACUUUUUUUGAAGUUGUCUGGAAUAUAGAAAUGAGAUUUUGGUAAAAUUGUUUCAACGGCUUGGUAGGAAGUAAUGUUUGGAUUUAGUUGAAGGUAUCUUCCUAUAUACAAUGGUAAGAGGGCUUUAGGAACAGUGUUCCCGCCCAUUUCAUCAGCUACAGUACUCGGAAAAUUUGGACCGCACAAUCCAGUAAAAAAAUUUGGCGAAGCUUCCUUCAUACUCAUUUCAUUUUAGUGUACGGAUUCCCAGUCCACAUUGGAUAUUGGACUCCGUAUUCUAGAUGUAGAGAGAGAGAGCGUGUGGAGAAUCCCGCCGGACCAGCAAAGAUUUGAUCUCCCGGAGGCAACUUGAAGACAGUCGGACCCUUGCCUACUACAACAUCUAAAAAGAGUCUACUCUGCAUCUGCUGUUGAGGCUCCGUGGUGGAAUCUCUCUAGGUAACUCCAUGUUUUGGCAAACUCAAAUGGGGCAGCCGUCCCCUCCGUAGGCCAAGCUGAUAAAAUUAGCUCUGAUUCAUCCGGCCACACCUUCGUCCUUUCGUUUUUCUUUUUUCUUUGACUUUAGCGGCCGGUCAUUCCAUCCGUACAUAAGAACAAUUAGACGCAUAGAAUCAAUCGUCUCUGACUUUAUUCCUCCAUAUCCAAUUCAUUAUCCAUCUAUCUAUCUAUCUAUCAGGUAUUUCAUUUUCUACCCUCAUUUUCUUCUUCGAGUUUUUGUCUUCUAUUAGGUAUAUGGUCAUAUUUUAGAAAAUGAUACACUACUCAACAAAUCAUCUUUUAGCUCUAUAUUAGUGUGUGAUUUUUCUCAAUUUUUUCCUACAGCCUUUGUCAUUUUGUGAGUUUUUUUAUUCAAAAAAUUAUAAUUGGAAAAUUAUUGUUCUCAUAUUAAAGUGGACUUUUAGAUUUUUGAUAUUACUGACUAAAUUAGAUUUUAAUAUUAUUAACUAAAUUUAGAAUUACAUUUAUGAAUUUCUUCAUUUAUUAUUGACUAAAUUUAGAAUUACAUUUUCGAAUUAGAUUUUAAUAUUAUUGACUAAAUUUAGAAUUACAUUUUUUUCACCUCAAUGUUUAGGUGAAAUGAACUUUUAUUCAAAGAUAAUGUGAGAAAGUGCACAUUUUUUGGGGUUUAGUUUAUAGGGUGAUUCACAAGAUGUCUUCUCGCUUAUAUUCUUUGGGUGGAAAACAUUACAAAAAAGGCGUGAAGGUGUGUAAUUUCAUUGACAACUUAUUUAUUCUGAUAACUGAUUUAAAUUCUUCAUUAGGAAAAUGUUUGUGUUUCUUUAUAGUUCAAUUUUGCAUAUUGAUUACAAUAGUUUUGUAGUUUGCAUAUGGAAUUCAUUUGACUAUUGAAGAGACACAACUACAAGCUGGAUUUUU